AUGUACUCGGAUAGGUACUGGGAGAUGUACAAUGAAAUUGACGGCGACUUUAAAGACGUAGCCAUCAGUACAUUUAAGGUCGGCCUCCCAGCCGAGCACGGCUUAAGAAAGUCUUUGACAGGGAAGCCUGUCACUAGUGUGUGCCAGCUCAUGGAUAGGAUUGACAAGAUAGGGGGGUAUGAUGUGAAGAGAGUGUUAGUAGACCAAGGUAACACUGUCAAGAUCAUGUACCCCGACCUAUACAAGGGGCUGAAGUUAAAACCUAAGGACUUGACAACCUACGAUUCCCCUAUGAUAAGUUUUGAAGAGAAGACUGUUAUUCCAAAAUGUCAAAUUAGACUACCCAUACAGGCUGGUUCGGAAAUGGUGGAGGUAGACAUCAUCGUGGUGGAUGCUUAUUCCCCCUACAUGGCUAUUGUGGCCAGACCCUGGCUCCAUACUAUGGAAGCCGUCUCAUCUACCUUGCACCAGAAAGUGAAAUACCUCUCGGGGGGCCACGUCGAAGAGAUUUCGCCAGCUUGUGGACCAACCAAAGAGCCGAAAUGCGAGGAUUUGGAAAAAUUUGUUAUAGGUGGUGAUUUGGAGAAGUUCUUUCAGGUCAGGGCUCAACUGCCUCCUCAAGAGAAAGAAGAGCUGUUGGAAUUCCUUAGAAGAAACAUUGAUGUGUUUGCAUGGGACGCUUAUGAAGCCUUGGGGGUGGACCCGAAUUUCAUCUACCAUCAUUUGAACGUUAACCCAUCCAUCACUCCCAAGAAAAAACUGCCUCGGCGCCCAUCUAAAAAGCAUGCAGACGCUGUCAGGGAAGAGGUGAUAAAGCUCAAACAGGAAGGGGCUAUCAAGGAGGUUUUCUACCCCGAAUGGUUGGUCAAUACUGUAGUAGUAAAAAAGAAGAGCGGGAAGUGGUGA
Molecule: messenger RNA, 906 nt
Organism: Quercus robur (English oak)
Lineage: Eukaryota; Viridiplantae; Streptophyta; Magnoliopsida; Fagales; Fagaceae
Exons: 3
Coding region: 1-906 (301 amino acids)
Source: RefSeq, a predicted model, not a curated record